Messenger RNA from Closterium sp. Naga37s-1, 258 nucleotides. Lineage: Eukaryota; Viridiplantae; Streptophyta; Zygnematophyceae; Desmidiales; Closteriaceae. The record is from the annotation of a GenBank genome assembly.
AUGCUAUUGGACGACUCGAACAACGUUUCGAGUCUUUACAACAAGCGAACUAUCUGGACGCGAUCCUACUGGGACAACCUGGCGUCGCUGGCCCCGUUAUUGUCACACGAGCUUGGCUCUGGCGGGAACGCGCGCCUGCCCGGGCCAGUGGCGUUGCUGGGGCUGGCAGGGGGCUCCGUGGCUCGCAUUAUAAGAACACAGUGGCCGGAGGUCGGCGUGCAGGCAUGGGAGAUCGACUUAGUGGUGAGUGAGUGGUGA